Molecule: messenger RNA, 3641 nt
Organism: Benincasa hispida (wax gourd)
Lineage: Eukaryota; Viridiplantae; Streptophyta; Magnoliopsida; Cucurbitales; Cucurbitaceae
Gene: ABCG28
Product: ABC transporter family protein
Biological process (GO): transmembrane transport
Cellular component (GO): membrane
Molecular function (GO): ATP binding; ATP hydrolysis activity; ABC-type transporter activity
Source: RefSeq, a predicted model, not a curated record
CUCACCAAAAACCGAAUCCAAAUUUCAACCAACACACAUUCUCCAAUUUUCUUCCAUUUUCCUCUCUUCUUCAAGCAUCAAUUCAUCCGCCCAAACCCCUGAUUUCCCUAUCCUUCCUUCCUUCCAUGUUCCUUCUGAUUCAUCUUCGAAUCUGAAAGCCCACAUUUGCAGUUCUCAGGCGUCGCCAUGAGCAAGGAGAAGAUUUUUCACAGCGGCGUCUUCUCCAUCUGGUUAUUCUUGUUGUUCAUUUCUGUCCGAUUUGUUGAUGCUCAGGAUUAUUCGGUGGAGGAUUAUGACUAUGGAGAUGAAGGCGGUGGUGGUGGCGGUGGCGGUGACGGUGACGGUGGCGGUCUUGGUGGCGGUAUUCAGUCAGCCACCGGGGAUUUAUUGGCUCAGCUUGUUAAUGAUCGGAUUAAGAAUUUCACCUCUGUUUUCAAGGAUGAUAUUCAGAAACAUUUCGGUUUCUGCAUUUCCGACGCGAAUGCUGAUUGGGAUGGAGCCUUCAAUUUCACUCAUAAUUCUGAAUUCAUUUCUAUCUGCGCUAGAAAGAGCAAAGAUCUUCUAAUGAGAAUAUGCACAGCAGCAGAAGUGAAAUUCUACUUAAACAGUUAUUUCAGCAGCAGUGCAUCUUCAAAGAGAACAAAUUACUUGAAACCAAACAAGAAUUGUAAUCUGUCAUCAUGGGUAUCAGGUUGUGAGCCUGGUUGGGCUUGUGGUACUGGAAAAGGUCAGAAAGUUGAUUAUAAAAAUGUUAAAGUUAUACCUUCAAGAACCACCAACUGCAAGCCUUGUUGUGAAGGUUUCUUCUGCCCCCAUGGCAUUACUUGUAUGAUCCCUUGUCCAUUGGGUGCUUAUUGUCCACUUGCAAAACUCAACAAAACCACGGGUGUCUGUGAACCUUACCAUUAUCAGUUACCACCAGGAAAACUGAAUCACACAUGUGGAGGAGCAGAUGUGUGGGCAGAUAUCUUGAGCGGUAGUGAGAUUUUUUGCUCGGCAGGAUCCUAUUGCCCUUCUACUAUCCAAAAAAAUCCUUGCAGUAGUGGGUAUUAUUGUAGAACUGGUUCAACUUCUCAACAAAGAUGUUUUCGAAUGGCGACAUGUACGCCAAGAUCAGCUAAUCAAAAUAUCACUGCAUAUGGUGUCAUGCUUUUUGCCGGACUAAGUUUCCUUCUGAUCAUUAUUUACAACUGCUCCGACCAAGUUCUGUCGACUCGAGAGAGACGACAAGCGAAAUCGAGAGAGAAGGCUGUCCAAAGUGUAAGAGAAACAGCACAAGCACGUGAGAAAUGGAAAUCUGCAAAAGACAUUGCCAAGAAACAUGCAGUUGAGCUACAAACACAAUUCUCUCGCACGUUCUCUCGCAGAAAAUCCACAAAACACCCAGAUCUUAAAGGCUUUGGCCAACCUAAGCCUGGAACAGAUGCUGCCUUAGGAGCUAUGCCACCUGGUGGUGGUUCAUCGUCUACAACAUCAAAAGGGAAGAAGGAGAAGAGCAACCUGACAAAGAUGAUGCAAUCAAUUGAUAAAGACCCAGAUAGCCAAGAAGGCUUCAAUUUAGAGAUUGGUGAUAAAAACAUUAAGAAACAAGCACCAAAGGGCAAGCAAUUGCACACACAGAGCCAGAUAUUCAAGUAUGCAUAUGGCCAAAUUGAGAAGGAGAAAGCCCUGCAAGAACAGAAUAAGAAUUUGACUUUUUCUGGAGUAAUCUCAAUGGCAAAUGAUAUUGACAUUGAGAUUAGGAAAAGGCCUAUGAUUGAGGUUGCUUUUAAAGAUUUAACUCUCACUUUGAAAGGCAAAAAUAGGCAUUUGAUGAGGUGUGUUACUGGGAAAAUUAUGCCUGGUAAAGUUUCUGCUGUGAUGGGUCCAUCAGGGGCUGGAAAAACAACAUUUCUCUCUGCUUUGGCUGGAAAAGUGACUGGUUGUACUAUGUCUGGAAUGAUUCUUAUCAAUGGUCAAAUGGAAUCAAUUCAUUCAUAUAAGAAAAUCAUUGGCUUUGUGCCACAAGACGAUAUUGUGCACGGGAACUUGACAGUGGAGGAGAAUCUUUGGUUUAGUGCGAGAUGCAGACUUUCUGCUGAUUUGCUCAAACCUGAAAAGGUGCUCGUUGUAGAAAGAGUCAUUGAAUCUUUGGGGUUACAGGCGGUAAGGGAUUCUCUUGUUGGGACAGUGGAGAAGAGAGGAAUCUCUGGAGGUCAAAGAAAAAGAGUAAAUGUUGGCUUGGAAAUGGUUAUGGAACCUUCACUUUUGAUCUUGGAUGAACCCACUUCUGGUCUUGACAGUUCUUCUUCACAGUUACUCCUCAAAGCACUUAGACGCGAGGCUCUUGAAGGAGUAAACAUUUGCAUGGUUGUUCACCAACCAAGCUACACAUUGUUCAGCAUGUUUGAUGAGUUGAUUCUUCUAGCCAAAGGAGGGCUAACAGUGUACCAUGGACCAGUAAAGAAAUUGGAGGAGUAUUUUGCUACUCUUGGGAUUACAGUCCCUGAGAGAGUUAACCCACCUGACUAUUUUAUUGACAUUUUGGAAGGAAUUGUGAAACCAACCACAACUACAGGCAUAACUUACAAGCAACUCCCUGUGAGAUGGAUGCUCCACAAUGGGUACCCAGUCCCCAUGGACAUGCUACAGAGCAUUGAGGGCAUGACAGCUUCGGCAGCGGGCGAAAACUCGAGCCAUGGAGGGACCGGUGCCCAUGAUACUAGUGACUCUGUGUCAUUUGCUGGAGAGUUUUGGCAGGAUGUUAAGCAUACUGUUGAGGUGAAGAGAGAUCACAUCCAACUUAAUUUCUUGAAGUCAAGUGAUUUGUCUAACCGCAAAACCCCUGGUGUAGCCCAACAGUAUAAGUACUUUCUUGGAAGAGUUGGAAAGCAGAGGCUACGAGAAGCUCGGACACAGGCUGUAGACUAUUUGAUUUUAUUGCUUGCUGGGAUAUGCUUGGGAACAUUAGCUAAAGUGAGUGAUGAAUCAUUUGGCUCACUUGGUUAUACAUACACUGUCAUAGCUGUCUCUCUGCUAUGCAAGAUUACGGCAUUGAGAUCAUUUUCAUUAGAUAAACUACAUUAUUGGAGAGAAAGUUCUUCUGGAAUGAGCAGCUUAGCUUAUUUUCUUGCAAAGGAUACAAUUGAUCACUUCAACACAAUCAUAAAGCCUAUGGUUUAUCUCUCUAUGUUCUAUUUCUUCAACAAUCCCAGAUCUUCUAUAACAGACAAUUACAUUGUGUUGGUUUGCUUGGUUUAUUGUGUCACUGGAAUUGCCUAUGCUUUAGCCAUCUUCCUCGAACCUGGCCCUGCCCAACUUUGGUCAGUACUUCUUCCAGUUGUUUUGAUGCUCAUUGCAACUCACAAUAGUGAUGACAACAAACUUGUAGAUUCAAUAAGUAAGGUUUGCUACACAAAGUGGGCCUUGGAAGCUUUUGUCAUAGCCAAUGCUAAAAGGUACUCGGGGGUAUGGUUAAUUUCACGAUGUGGUUCAUUAAUGCAAAAUCGCUAUGAUCUCCAAAAUUGGUACAAAUGUUUAAUCUGUCUCUUUGCAACUGGAGUAAUUAGUCGUGGAACUGCAUUCUUUUGUAUGGUUACUUUCCAAAAGAAGUAAAUUGUGAAAUUAACAUUAAUGUUUCUGUACAUAGAAAUGGGAAACAA